GGUCUUGUCUUGCCUCUUCGGUCCUCAGCUGCGGUGCUUUGAGAAGUGGAUGUGGAUUCUGCUUCUAUACACCCACGUUUGAAACACGGCGAGAUACCUGGCCACUGCUGCUCAUGCACUCAAGACCAAAGCGAUCGCCGGUAUCGGGCGCCGAGAAUCGAAGACCUUCUUUGGGUUGUAGCUAAUUUGCUAUCUCUUGUCUCUAUCAGCCAUGUCUACCGCCGUCCACGCCCAUCCCGACUCCGCAUCAUACUCUCACUCCGGCUUUGCCAACAAGAUUGGUUGGGGGGCCCGCCCUGCACUUCUCAUCAUCGACGCCUGCCUCGCAUACUGGACACCCGGCUCCCCACUCGACACGACCUCCAACCCCGCCAGCGCUCGUGCCCCAGACUCAAUGAAGCGGCUCCUUGACGCCGCGCGGGCGGGCGGUGUGUCCGUCGUCUGGACGCGCGUCGUCUAUGAUGCACACGGCGGGAUGCAGGACGCGGGCAUCUUCUGGCGCAAGACCAAGUCGCUUGACAUUUUCCAAACGGGCGACGAGCGCGGGCUCGGCGGCUGGGUCGCUCACGCGGGUCUGGUGCCGCUGGAGGACGAGACGGUGGUGGACAAGAAGUACCCCAGCGCGUUCUUCGGGACAGACCUGGCGACGCGGCUGCAUGUGCUGAACGUUGAUACGCUUGUCGUGUGCGGAGUGAGCACUAGCGGGUGUGUGCGAGCGUCUGUGCUUGACGCGAUGCAAUAUGGGUAUCGCCCGAUGGUCGUCGACGAGGCGUGCGGUGAUCGUUCGCCUCAGAUCCACAACGCCAACAUGUUCGACAUGAAUGCCAAAUACGCUGACAUCGUGUCGGAGGAGGAGGCGAUACAGAAGCUGGCCGCUGGAUGGAGCUAGACGCAGUACCAUACUGCUUCUGCUGUAGUCUUCAAGGCUUGCCAGGCCGGGGCGCUCGAGCUGGCCAGAGAUGAAACCAAUGGAAUCGGCGUCUUGAAAGCAAGUACUGGCAUGAAUCGACUAUCCCGUUUGUAGAUUCACCGUCAAUCUGCACAGAAUCUCCGAGAGGCAGAUGCUCGCACGCUAGAACACUGUUCUCUGCAGAAGGUGGAAGGUUACCCCCGAUGACCGUGCAACUCUGGGCAGCAGUUGAUCUCGGAACCAGGAUUGGCGGGAAGCAUCUGGGUCCAUGAUGGGACAUUGAUGUUGGGGGAGUGCAGAAGCCUUACAGAAAGAGCUUCAAUGCAGAAACAGAGAGAAGAGCAGGAGAGGCAGCCCAAGCGGCAAGGGACUUUUGCUCGUUCCAUAUACCUCUCAAUUUCCUCUUCUCUACGCUGCGACCGCAUUCUUAAAGUGACCCCGACUUGCUCUGUGGCGUCAAAUCCCAGAGAAACCUCGGCCGACAGACUGAGUUUGCCACCCUCAGAACAAGCGCCAGCAACGAUCGAUUAUGCCACUUAGAGUGUUGUAUAUCAAUUUGCAUGCUUGAAACGUGCCUUUCGGAGAAGACGCUCACAAAGCCAAAUCCCGUCUAGAUGCGAUAGAAUCCAUGUCGAUGAGGAAGGAACGAGUUACCAAGAGUCUGUUCCCUUUGUGAGCUGUUGUCGAUGCCAAUGGCUCAAUCAAUGCGCGCGGAUGAGUAUCGGGGAUUGACCUUUGUUACCAGCGUCGCGGCCCCGAAGCCGUGAUAGUUAUCCUCUGGAAACC
Molecule: messenger RNA, 1696 nt
Organism: Mycena citricolor
Lineage: Eukaryota; Fungi; Basidiomycota; Agaricomycetes; Agaricales; Mycenaceae
Source: the annotation of a GenBank genome assembly